GAAGCGUGCGUCUCCUCUCCAUCACAUUUCACUUUUUCAAACAGUGACGGGGAAUCAAAGAAGGCAGGAUGUAGAAUCCGUCAGACACAGACCGUUUCUUCAGAGUCUUGCGGUUAAUUCUGCUGCUUUCAGUUUUUUCGCUCUGCUCGGUGCGGGAGUCUGCCGAUCGACCGAGGUGAAGAAGAGAGGUGUUGCUCGCUGCCUCAGCUCGCUGGAUGGAUCCGAGCUCAUCCUUUCUCACUUACAACUGAGGACUCGGUUUGGAAGAGUUGGGAUUUUGUUCCCUCCUCCACUCCAUCUCCUUUUCUAUGCCAGAUCAUUUUCAGGGCAGUUAAGUCUGAAGGUGUGGAAGACUUUGCUUCACAAUGGCAACAGGAGUAGCAGCGUGGCUCCCCUUUGCCAGGGCUGCAGCAAUUGGCUGGAUGCCUGUGGCCAACUGCCCCAUGCCUAUCGCGCCAAGAGACAACAGCAAGAAACAAGAUGAACUUAUCAUCCUCAAUGUCAGCGGCCGUCGUUUUCAGACCUGGAGAACAACAUUGGACCGCUACCCAGACACCCUACUGGGCAGUUCUGAGAAAGAUUUCUUUUACAACGAGGAAACCAAGGAGUACUUUUUCGACCGGGACCCUGACGCCUUCAGAAGCAUUCUCAACUUUUACCGAACGGGAAAGCUCCAUUAUCCUCGUCACGAGUGCAUCUCGGCCUAUGAUGAGGAGCUGACUUUCUUUGGCAUCAUACCUGAGAUCAUCGGUGACUGCUGCUAUGAAGAAUACAAGGACAGAAAGAGGGAGAACUUAGAGCGGCUGCAGGAUGAUCAGGAAGAGAAUAUGGACCUGAAGAUGCCCAACAUGAACUUCAGAGAGACCAUGUGGCGCGCCUUUGAAAACCCCCACACCUCCACCAUGGCCCUGGUCUUUUACUAUGUCACUGGGUUCUUCAUUGCUGUCUCGGUCAUUACGAAUGUGGUGGAGACCGUGCCCUGUGGUGCUACUGCCAAUCAGAAAGACAUGCCAUGUGGCGAACGCUACACUGUUGCGUUCUUCUGCAUGGACACCGCCUGUGUUAUGAUUUUCACCGUGGAGUAUUUGUUGCGCUUGUUUGCCGCACCUAGUCGUUACCGCUUCAUGCGCUCUGUGAUGAGCAUCAUCGACGUGGUGGCUAUCUUGCCAUAUUAUAUUGGUCUAGUGAUGACCAACAACGAGGAUGUCAGCGGCGCCUUCGUGACACUGCGUGUGUUUCGAGUGUUUCGUAUCUUCAAGUUCUCCCGCCACUCGCAAGGCCUGCGGAUCCUGGGUUAUACACUCAAGAGCUGCGCUUCGGAGCUGGGCUUCCUCCUCUUCUCACUCACCAUGGCCAUCAUCAUCUUUGCCACGGUCAUGUUUUAUGCAGAGAAGGGCUCCAGCUCCAGCAAGUUCACCAGCAUCCCAGCUUCAUUCUGGUACACUAUUGUCACCAUGACGACGCUGGGCUCGCUGAGAUUCUGUGCCAUGAAUGGCAAGAAAGCCAGACUGGCCAGGAUAAGAAUAGCCAAGUCCGGCAGCGCCAACGCCUUCCUUCAGAGCAAACGCAACGGACUUCUCAACGAACUGCUGGAGCUGACGGGUAGAGAAGGGGAUGAGCAGAAGCUGACCCAGAAGUCCAUCUCUCUGUUAGAGAGCCAACACCACCACCUACUGCACUGUCUGGAGAAAACAACAGCUCACGAGUUUGUGGACGAGCAGAUAUACGAGCAGAACUGUUUGGAAACGGCUCUGCAGACCUAUCCCUCACGCAGUCCCUCUGUAUCCAGCCAUGACAGCUCCACACGUACCUGUUGUAGUCGAAAGAGAAAGAGAAAUGUUCCUCUGCCUAACACCAGCCUGCCCACCACCCAUUCAACACACCAGGGCCCGCUGCAGGAGCUCAGUGCCAUCCACAUACAGUGUGGUGACCCACUGUCCCACACCGCCAGCCGCUCCAACCUCAACCUUAAAACUGACGAGAGCAGCAGGAUCAACUGCAAAAGUGGCCGGAUCACCACAGCCAUCAUCAGCCUCCCAACACCCCCUGCUUUAACCCCUGAUGGAGACGGGUUCCACGGGCCCCCACAGCGGAGGCCGCCCCAACCUCCAAGUCACCCACCACCCUUGAGCAUUCAGACCACAACAAGUUCAGCUGGCGCCAACAUCGUCAAAGUCUCGGCUCUGUGACUGUGUGGCUGAAAGAUGUAACUCACCCCACCAGGGGGAAGAAAAGCAGAGGAGGAGGAAGCAGGUAACACUACAUUCAUGGACGUACCGUGUUCCCUAAUACAGGGUCAGUGAGAAGAGAGGUGUACUCCAGAGGACUCACCAGUUAUGGAGACAUUAUUGAGGUAGAGGACUGUAGAUAUGUGACCUGAGAAUCACGCUCGUGUCAUGUCGUGUAUGUACUGUCGAUACGAUGAGAGCUGCUGCAUUUCUAAACGUUUCCUACAGCAGUGGAGAUGGUGGAAAAUAACUGAUGAUAUUGUGCAACUGGCAGAAACAUCAACAAACCCUGUUGACCAUCACAAAUUCACAGUAAAUUUGACGUGAAUUCACAGUGAAAAAGAAGAUUUGUUGGAUUAAAUACUGAAGAACAAAGCUGUUGAAUCUGAUUGGUCAUAUUUGUGUUAUGUGAUUGUCUAUAGUAUUUUGAGAAACAUAAACUGUUUUAGUUUAAAGUCGCCAUGCCUGAUGCUGCUAAUAUCAUCCCUGAAAUGUGUAUUUCAUUUGUUGCAGACUGGAAACAGCGUUUCUUUGUUUUCGUUGGAUAAUUGUAUCGAUACAUUAUGUUGAUUCCUCAAACCAAACUGUGAUUUUAGUUGUAUUUGAAAAAUCCCACUGAAUGUGGACUGAAGGCUGACGGUCGUCGUACUGCAUUGAAACAGAGCAGUGGUUCUCAGCCUUGAGCUGACCGGAGAAUUACUAUAAAGCAAAUGUGUAAUUUAAUGUUGAAGGAUGAGGUUACAGUACAUCCCAUGAAAAGACCAAAACCAACCACUUGAUUAGCUGAAAUUCAUUCAUCCUAGUCUUAACUGUUUGUGUUACAAAAACACAGGAAAAUAACUUGUUUUAAAUAAUUUUCUCCUGCAGAUUAAUAUAUGUGUUGCAGGAGUUUGUACAGCAGAAGGACAAUGUACAUGAGGGUUCUGACAUGUUAAUGUAAAGAAGAAACAAGCCAUGCAGUGAAACAGUGAUAAUAAUAAAAGGUAUAUAACUUUGCAUAUUUUGGGAGGGGAAAUACUACAACAUUUGGUUUCAGUACAACAGCAAGUGUUAGUAAGGCCAGGAUACUGAAUAACAUGAUUGUAUCGACAGUGUCCCAGAAUGAAGUAUCGUUUAUGGCUCAGUCACACUACAGUAAAACUGUUGCAUUCAGCAACCGAUUGCAGGUAGUUUCAAAAACUAACUGGGUGCCCAAUUUUGAUCCUAAGGUGAUUUUGUAGGUUACCUGCUCCGUGGCAGCCUGUGUCCAAACAGUCUGACUCAAACCGACUCCAGUCACUCUCAGACAGACUGGUUAAAGCUUGCAAAUAAUUGCAGUCUAAUUUAUAAAUGUAGACAGAUUGCCAACAAGUAGCAAUCAAUCUGAGUCAGUCUGUGCAGGACUCAUCUGUGCCUCAUCUCUUUGCAGUUGAUUUUAACACAAAUUGUUGCCAACUGCUUGUAUUCCUAAAUAAAAGCAAAGCUGCAUCUAUAUCAUUUCGCUGUCUUGCAGCAACCAUCACAUCGCUAUUUGUGGAGAAAUUUCUGUUUUUAGU
Molecule: messenger RNA, 3763 nt
Organism: Pundamilia nyererei
Lineage: Eukaryota; Metazoa; Chordata; Actinopteri; Cichliformes; Cichlidae
Product: potassium voltage-gated channel subfamily D member 3-like
Exons: 7
Coding region: 366-2189 (607 amino acids)
Biological process (GO): potassium ion export across plasma membrane; action potential; protein homooligomerization
Cellular component (GO): neuronal cell body; dendritic spine; postsynaptic membrane
Molecular function (GO): A-type (transient outward) potassium channel activity; protein binding
Source: RefSeq, a predicted model, not a curated record